UUCCGCUCAAAGCCGGAAGACAGUUAAGCAGGCUUCUUCCUCCGGCUCGCCUGGCCCUGGAAGGCCAAAGUUGUGUCAGACAUGGAUUUAGAUGCAGAAAGAAAGAAGAUCACAAAACAAAUCAAGAAUCUAGAAAGGAUUUUGGAUCCCAACAUUGCAACAAUCGAGGUUGUUGUCUCCGAUUCAAAUCUUGAUUCUGAUUCAGAAGCAGAUUCUCUGGGAGAUGACGACUGGGAUGAACACAUUCCUAUGGAGGAAGAAAGUUGGGGAGAAAGCGAUGAAGAUGAUGACUCAAAAGACCAAGCCCUUCCCAAAGACCCAGAGACCUGUUUGCAGUUGAACAUGGUGUAUCAAGAAGUCCUUCAGGAGAAAAUAGCAGAAGUUGACUUACUGCUGGCUCAGAAUAAAGAGCAACAGGAAGAAGUCAUGUGGGAUCUGGCUGGUUCCAAAACCCCAAAGAACAAAGAUGGAAAGAGCCUCCCUUCAAAUGUAUUUGUGGGUCAUUUUAUGAAACCAUACUUCAAGGAUAAAGUCACAGGAAUUGGACCUCCAGCCAAUGAAGAUACUCGGGAAAAAGCAACACAGGGCAUCAAGUCUUUUGAAGAACUGAUUGUGACCAAAUGGAAAACUUGGGAAAAGACUUUACUUAGGAAGUCGGUGAUGAGUGACCAUCUGCAACGUUUGCUCCAACCCAAGUUAUUAAAGCUUGAAUACUUAAAUCAAAAACUUGACAAAGUCAGUAACGCAAUGGAGAAGCAGAUCUUGGAGAAGCAAAUAAAGAAUACCGAGAAGGAAAUUGAGGACAUCAAUCAGCUACCAGAAGAGUCUUUGUUGGGGGAUAGACUGGAUGAGCGAGAUUGGGAGAAGAUCUCUAAAAUUAAUUUUGAAGGCAGCCGAAGCGCUGAUGAGAUUAGGAAAUUCUGGCAGAACUGUGAACACCCAAGCAUCAACAAGCAAGCAUGGGUUGAGGAAGAGACCGAGCGUCUGAAAGAGAUUGCGGCCAAGUAUAAUUACUUGGAGUGGCAGAAGAUCGCUGCAGAGCUGGGGACCAACCGAAGUGCCUUCCAGUGUCUACAGAUGUACCAACAGUUUAACAAAGACUUGAAGCGAAAGGAAUGGACAAAAGAAGAAGACAAUAUGCUCACACAACUAGUUGAGGAAAUGAGAGUUGGAAACCACAUCCCUUAUCGGAAAAUUGUCUACUACAUGGAGGGUAGAGAUUCAAUGCAGUUGAUCUAUCGUUGGACCAAGAGCCUAGAUCCCAGUUUGAAAAAAGGAUUCUGGACCCCAGAAGAAGAUGCUAAAUUACUCCAAGCUGUUGCCAAAUAUGGAGAACGUGACUGGUUUAAAAUUCGGGAAGAGGUGCCAGGUAGGAGCGAUGCCCAGUGUCGAGAUCGAUAUCUAAGAAGAUUACAUUUUAGCUUAAAGAAAGGAAGGUGGAAUGCAAAGGAAGAAGAAAAAUUAAUUGAAUUAAUAAAAAAAUACGGUGUUGGUCACUGGGCAAAGAUAGCCUCUGAGUUGCCUCAUCGGACAGGCUCCCAAUGUCUGAGCAAAUGGAAAGCCUUGAUUAGGAAAAAGAAGAGGCCCCGAAAACGGCAGAAGUCCCGGAAGAAAUACAGCUCCAGCUCCACCAGCAAUAGCAGCAGCAGCAGUGAGGACACUGAACUGGAGUGGCAUGAUGACCUGGAGAAGGAGAGAGAUGCUGAAAAGGCACCAGAGGUGUGCCAGUACACAGUGCCCAGCAUAGACAUGUGGGUCCCCACCAGACAGAGUCAUGCUGCACUGGGGAAGGAUCCAGGAGGGGGCUAUUCCAGAUCCUCCACUAUUUCCCCCUGCCUUUCCAAAGCAUCUGUGUCCUCCAGAGUAGCCUCCAAAGACGGCAGCAAGGCAAUUCCAAAAGUAGCGGUGGCAAGAAGAAAGGACCCCGACUGGAACAAGAAUGAUUUGGACUGCAGCACUGUCCCUACGGACACUGAGUGCACGCAUUCAGCGGAUGUUGGUCUGGAGAAGCCACAGGAAGGCUCAGAAGAGGCCUCCACAGCUGGAAAACGUGUCUUAAAGGUUCCCCUGAAUGAUGUGAAGAAGGUGAUAAGGAUCAAUACCUGUUUGGAAUACCAGAAACUGAAAGAAAGGCUGAAGAAGACCCAUUUGUUCACUUCAUCUCUGGUAUCCAAAAUCGACAGUGGAAUGGCCAUAGAAAAGGUUCUGCAGGUAUGGCACAAAACUUUUCUGAAUAGGCAGCGGCAACGGAAGAUUGGCAUACAGAGGAAGAGAUUGGACCGUAAGCUCUUGAUGGCUGUGACUCCCUGGGUGGGUGAUAUCACCAUGCGUUGUUGGAGUUCCCGGAAGGCUGUAACAGUGCAGACUCGAGCAGAAGCCAUCAUGACAAAAUUGCAGUCUAUUCAUCUGACAAGCACACCUGUGUUUACGUUGUUUAUUCAGUUGUUUCAGAUUGAUACUGAUGGCUGCAUGAAGGUGAUUGGAGAGAGGAAGACCAAGCAAUCAGAUCUGCUCUUGGCUAUUAGCGGAAAUCCACAGCAACCUCAGCAGGCAUCCUCUGGUUUACAGAAAUCUUCAGGCUGCCAGCUGACGAAGGGCAAAGAAACACAAAGGAAAUCUACUGUCUCUAAGACAAAAGAUUUGCCAGAGGCUGCCCAGCCAAGGCCAUCGGUGUCACCAGCUUCUUUAGGCCCCAAACCAAAGCUGAAGACUGUCUCAGAACUCCUGAGGGAAAAACGGCUAAGGGAGUCCCGAGCCAAUAAGGCUCGGGAGAAUACAGUGAUCCUUGCCCCUCAGGUGCUGGUCACCCCACCUGUGAUCCUUCAGCAACCUUUGCAACCACUUCUCCCUUCCACUCUUGCCACAGCCCAGCCUCUGGGAUCAGGGUCAGCUGGGAAACCAGUUGCCAUGGCUUCAAGUCCAGCAGCCGCAUUCCAGACACCUUCCCCCAUCAUAGCUUCCACCAAGUCCCCUGAAAAAAAUUCUGUCACAGAUAAUUCUACCUCCUCCUGGGGAAAUGAGGUCAUUGUUGAAGUAAAUAAAACAGAGGGGACCUCUGCCCCCCAGGUUGGGGUGCUUACCUCAGGCCAGUCUUCCUCAUUGAUGAAGUCCGAAGGGCACUCUGCUCCUAGUGAGAGCCCAGUCCCUAGAACAGCAGCUAGUCCAGCCCUAGGAGUAAGCCAGAUUUCCUCCGGGUCAGGGCCAGCUAGCCUCCUGUCUUCUCAAGUCACUACCACCUCAGGGAAUCAGGAACUCCCCAAGGUACCUUCUUUUCUUGCUCCAGCUCAAAUCUCUGUGCAGCAGCCCAAAUCCAUUAGACUGGUGCCUACCCUUUCAGUUCCUACCUGUGGCUCACGGGUUAUCUCCAGCAACAUUUUGCCUGUCACAUGGGUAGUUACUGCACAAGGGCUUGUCCCUAUGUCCACGUCAACCCUUGUGGGCCUCCCUGGACCAGGCAAGCCAGCUGGAACCCCUGUGCUCCCCAUCCUUAGGAGAGUGGUCAAGAGUAAGGGUACUCUGAAACUGUUGCCUUCAUCAAAAGUCAAGCAGAGCCCUAGGGCCUCUGUACCAAGACCCACUUUAGCCAAAAGGCCGCUUAUUGCCAGUAAAACUCUUCAAGGAGACCUGGCCUCAAGGACAGCUGGACCAAGUCUUCCAACACAUGUUCCCACCAUGGCUUCAUCAGAUACAGUAAAUCACUCAGAAAAAAACAAUCUUCCUGGAGAUAAACCUAGAGAAGUGAGGACAGCUGGAGAGAUGUCUGUGCCCUCUCCCCAGCCUGAGACAGAGCUCCAGACCAAGAGCCCCACAAGCCAACCAAGGGCAGAGCCUGAGGGCUGCCACUGUGUGCUCACUCCAGAAGCAGAGAGCCCAGCCAGAGUGAAUACAGGAAGCGAGGAUCCUGCACAGAAAGACCUUUUACCAGAGACAAAAGACAAUCUUCCUGUUCGUAAUGGCAGUCCUGAGAAAUCCUUUCCUACCCCAGCAGGGAUGCCUAAGCCCAUUACCCAGUCACAGGAAGGGAUAGCUGCCCGAGACAAUCAGCCCAAAGCCCUGGAGCCUGGGAAGAGCGUUCUGGACCUGAGCCUCCUCUCGUUGGAGAAUGAGGCUUCUGUAAGGGAGUGGCUCAAAGGGAAGCAAGGCGUCUGCUUGCCCCUGCUUCAGAGCACACUGCCCUACCUGCCUCCCUUUCUGUGCAAUCUAAAGACUCUGUCAGGGCUUCUGCUCCAAAAGAAAUCUCUGGAGCAGAGAGCAGCUACCCUAGUGGCACAGGGAAGAGUCCAGGACAAGAGUGAUGUGUCCAGACAGGACAUUCAGGCAGCUCGGCAUCUGGUGCAACAGCAACUUAAGGAGAACCCCGCAUACCUCCUCCUGAAAGCCAGGUUUUUGGCAGCUUUUGCCCUCCCAGCUUUUCUUGCCACUCUUCCCCCGCCUAGGGUCCCAACCACCCUUUCACGCAUUAUGGACAAAAGCAGUGAGAGUGAGGAGGAGCAGGAGCAGGAGCAGGAGGAGGAGUGCGCUCAGUCAGAGACAAGGCCCAAAGACAGUGAUUGUGGUGGGAAUGAACAGCUGACAAACGCAGCCGGAGACACCCAGUCUACCCCAGAGGCCAUGUCCUCUAUCCAGGGCUCUCCCCAUCCUAUCCCACAUGCCACGUCCAGUACCCUGGAUGCUGAAGACUUCAAUGUACUGAAGACCAGAAAUGCUGUGCAUGCCAGGAAGCGGAGGAGGAGGGUGUGAGAAGGAGGCUGGAGAGAGGACUAAGACACAAAAAACGUUAAGAACCACUGGCUUUCAGGAAGCUUCUUGGGUAACCAUUUUGUCUGGAGCUGUCUACAUAACAAAGUCCCUAACAGUGCAUCUCCCCACCCUCCAUUCUGUCAGCUCGAUUGUCUUUGGCAUUUAUAGACCUUGGCUUUUGCUGAAGGCACUGUCUAAAGGUGUGGAAACAGCUGGAUGGAAGCAUCCUUGGGAGCCCCUGCCUCUUCUACUUCAGGAUUCCUGGCCAUGAAAACUGCCUCUAGAGCCAAGGAAAUCUUAAACUUGCUUAAAACCAGCUGACCCUGCAAAAAUUAAAAAGUCAAGAAACCACAAGGGAUAAGAAAUCCUCUUCGUCAUGAAGGCUUCCUCUGCACAGACAGUAUUGAGUCAACACUUCUCACCUAGCUCCUCACUGAAGACCAGUUAUCACACUAACCACCCUGGAUUAUCACAUACUGUAAACCCUGGAAAUUGGACUCUUCUGCAAAAGGCUUAUGCCACUGCUUUGUUGCACUAGAACAAGGGAAGGAGGGAACUUGGGGGGCUGCAGGAUAGGGAGGAGGAGGAAGAGAGAAAUAGAAGGUUAUUUAUUUUUGCUGUCAAAGCUUUAUUUUGUGUGAUCACUUGAUUCUGGAUCAGAAGAGGUGACUGAAAUUCUCAGUCAUUCCACCUUCAAUGAUGUUGGUAAUGAAUAGUCCCUCAGCUGCUUUGAAGUAAUAAUACUUCUUUAACUGGAGGGUUUUUUUUUAUGCAAAUAACAAGUUUAAAUGGAGGGGAAG
Messenger RNA from Trichosurus vulpecula (common brushtail), 5540 nucleotides. It is a transcript of the gene SNAPC4, whose product is annotated as small nuclear RNA activating complex polypeptide 4. NCBI's taxonomy places the organism in Eukaryota, Metazoa, Chordata, Mammalia, Diprotodontia, Phalangeridae. The record is from RefSeq and is a predicted model, not a curated record. The transcript has 24 exons. Bases 82 to 4740 code for a protein of 1552 amino acids.